CGGAAGUACUUUACCGUUGAGGCCUGAGCGACUCUUUUGAAUGGGAUCGGGCUGAUUCAUCGCUGAUUUUCCGAGCUACUGACUGGCGGGGUUUGAGCCGCUGUCACCGCCGCGGGUCACAGCAGAGGCAGGACCAGGGAGCGGACCCUUACCUGCCGCCGCGCCGAGCCUCAGGAUAGAAAGGGGAAAAAACCCCUACUUGGUCAAAAUUAUACCUGCCAGAAUUAGCAAGAGUUUGAAUUUAAGAAGAGAUUUGCUAAACCUGACAAAUAUCACCAUAAAAGUUACACUUGCUGAACAGAAAUAAUGGACAGACUACUUAGACUUGGAGGUGGUAUGCCUGGAUUGGGCCAGGUUUUUAUUUAACCUACUUGAUUGUGCUGUUUGCUGAUAUCAUGGGCCGCCUACAGAUGCUCCUGCAGUGGACACAGCAGAACAAGUCUAUAUCUCUUCCUUAGCAUUGCUAAAGAUGUUAAAGCAUGGCCGUGCUGGAGUUCCAAUGGAAGUUAUGGGGCUUAUGCUUGGCGAAUUUGUUGAUGACUACACCGUCAGAGUGAUUGAUGUGUUUGCUAUGCCACAGUCAGGAACAGGUGUCAGUGUAGAAGCAGUUGACCCAGUGUUCCAAGCCAAAAUGUUAGAUAUGUUGAAGCAAACAGGAAGGCCAGAGAUGGUUGUUGGUUGGUAUCACAGUCACCCUGGCUUCGGCUGUUGGCUUUCUGGUGUGGACAUCAACACUCAGCAAAGCUUUGAGGCCUUGUCGGAGAGAGCAGUGGCGGUGGUGGUGGAUCCCAUUCAGAGUGUCAAAGGAAAGGUUGUUAUUGAUGCCUUCAGGUUGAUCAAUGCUAAUAUGAUGGUCUUAGGACAUGAACCAAGACAGACAACUUCAAAUCUGGGACACUUAAACAAACCAUCUAUUCAGGCAUUAAUUCAUGGACUAAACAGGCAUUAUUAUUCCAUCACUAUUAACUAUCGGAAAAAUGAACUGGAACAAAAGAUGUUGUUAAAUUUACAUAAGAAGAGUUGGAUGGAAGGUUUGACACUUCAGGACUACAGUGAACACUGUAAACACAACGAAUCAGUGGUGAAAGAGAUGUUAGAAUUGGCCAAGAACUACAACAAGGCUGUAGAAGAAGAAGAUAAGAUGACACCUGAACAGCUGGCAAUAAAGAAUGUUGGCAAGCAGGAUCCCAAACGUCAUUUGGAAGAACAUGUGGAUGUACUUAUGACUUCAAAUAUUGUCCAGUGUUUAGCAGCAAUGUUGGACACUGUUGUAUUUAAAUAAAGCAACACAGAAAUCUAUUAGUGAUACUUUCAGUGAAUAUUUCUCUGUUGUUCCUAAUGUUCAAAAUCAGGGGACCGCUGAAAGUAUACUGGUUAAAUGUAAGACAUCUGGCAUCAUUUGCAGCACUGUAACACCUUCGGUCUCAGUUGUGCAAUUACUUCUGUUUCUUUAGUCAGGUCUUUGUGGAUUCCAAAGUUGUACAAACAUACAUCAAAGUGGACACAUUUUGUUAAGAUCCCAUUUAAUAUUUGAAGAAAUCAGUAGCACAAGUAUAUUUUGAUUGUUGCUUUCAAAAUAAAAUACAUUUACAAUGCA
Messenger RNA from Jaculus jaculus (lesser Egyptian jerboa), 1597 nucleotides. RefSeq names its product proteasome 26S subunit, non-ATPase 14 (gene Psmd14). The record is from RefSeq and is a predicted model, not a curated record. Gene Ontology annotation, biological process: proteasome-mediated ubiquitin-dependent protein catabolic process; protein deubiquitination. The coding region runs from base 470 to 1282 and encodes 270 amino acids. Gene Ontology annotation, molecular function: metallopeptidase activity; protein binding; proteasome binding. Lineage: Eukaryota; Metazoa; Chordata; Mammalia; Rodentia; Dipodidae. Gene Ontology annotation, cellular component: proteasome regulatory particle, lid subcomplex. The transcript is spliced from 13 exons.